AUGCCCGUCACUUUCAUCAACAGAAACAUAAGAAACUUCGAGCGUAGCAGCGAAUUGGCUGCCAUAAACGCUCACCACGCCCACAUCAAACAUGAGAAAAGACGCCACGCAAUAAGAGACGCAGCUCGCAGGCGAAACGCCGAGCUGCUAAGCUACGUUGAGGUAUCCGAUGCAUCUCCACCUCUGCUGUUCUAUCAAAUUGGGGGCUUGCGAGAUGACCCUUUCUGGACUCUCCCCGUGAAAAACACUUGCGAUGCAAUGACGGGGUUUGACCACCAUUUCCAAGUCUUGUGCCCGCUUGCACUGCGCUUGGGCAACUACAACGAUACUCAGCAUCACUUCAUGAGGAUUAAUGUGCUCGAAACGGGCAUGUAUUGCAGUUCAAUGAUCGCCUUGAACUUGACAAUGCAGAGACUACACAUGGACAGCACAGCACGUCUUUCGAGAGCUGCUCUCUACCACCUGAAUAAUGCUGUCGUUCAGUUGCGAGAAGCACUGCAAGAUCCGGAGACCAGCACAAGCGAUAUCGUUCUUGCCACCAUCUUCCCCAUGGCUGUGGUCUAUCGUAUGUUGAACGAUCAUGCCGCUUUCGAUGCACAUGUCCAGGGCGUUCGGCGCAUUGUCGCCUUGCGUGGAGGGCUUGAUUACUUGGGGUGGAGUGGCUUUCUGAAAAUAUCGGCUGUUGGAAUGUUCGAAUCUGCAGCCGUCUUACAUCGUCAACAAACCCAACGCAGCCAGGACGAAGCGCAAGGCCUUCAGCUUUCCAAUGACUCCUUUGUGGAGUAUCCAUCGAAACCUUUCCCUCAAGCCUUGCGAGCCAAAAUAUCAAAAUACCCACCGGGACUGGCUCGCCUGGCUUUCGACUGCCGCCUCAGCCUCCAGUGCAUCAACUUCCUAGAGAUCUUCUGCCAGUGGCUCGCGAAUAACAGCUCGUCUCCCGGUCCCCACGAUUCUAUGACCGAGCUGGCUCACGACGUCCUGGCAAUGUCGGGUCUGAACACUACCGAGCGAGUGAUUGCAGUGGCAAUUCAAUCUUAUGUGAAUUGGUUGGAAAGGACUGUGCGCCGCUGGAGCAACUUUUCGUCGGAACACAACGUGACGAUGCAAAUUGCCUCGUUGAACCAAAAAUCCGAUCUGGAGGAUUGUGAUGAGGACGCUCUCGCCUGGGCUUGUCUGAUGAUCAGAGACACGAAUCCGCAGGGGACAGGUUCAUGGCAAUGGGCCACCAAGGGCCUUUCGGCAAUGGACAUGGGUGGAGAAAGGGAGGUGUAUCUCGAUCAGCUUUUCUUCAAACGCCCGGACGCUGCAUCAGAGAUAAGUGAGCCACAUUGA
Messenger RNA from Fonsecaea multimorphosa CBS 102226, 1332 nucleotides. RefSeq lists its product as uncharacterized. The transcript is spliced from 4 exons. Lineage: Eukaryota; Fungi; Ascomycota; Eurotiomycetes; Chaetothyriales; Herpotrichiellaceae. The record is from RefSeq and is a predicted model, not a curated record. Bases 1 to 1332 code for a protein of 443 amino acids.